This is a messenger RNA of Amoebophrya sp. A120, 11493 nucleotides long. The record is from the annotation of a GenBank genome assembly. Lineage: Eukaryota; Dinophyceae; Syndiniales; Amoebophryaceae.
GAACGACCCGCCAUAUACUGCUUACACUCUUGCUCAUCAUGCGGCUGCCCUUGAGUCAUAAGCUUUUAGAAGUGCUGCUGCAACAACUGCAGCUACGAGAUGACCGUUCUUGAAAAGGUUCUAUAGGCGGCCUCGUUAGAAGGUGGUCUUCAUUUUGCUCAUCGAAUCGGAAAAUCUUUGUUCUUUAGGGACGUAGUUUAAGUAUAGUAGAGAGACCUAUAGUACUGGCGGCAACUUGGGCCAAGAGCUAUAGGCAAAGAUGGGCAAAAGCUAUAGGGACGACUUUUUUUUGGCAAUCAGCACGCUCCUGCAACCAAAAGUUGGCUCAGACUUGGGCCAAAGUUGGCUCAAAGGUCUAGCCCUAAGCACUUCUUGAGUGUUUUUGUGCCGUUCAGCCGCAUGCUAUUGUUAUUUUUUUUGUGAAUUCGGGCUCUAGACGUUUUGCAAAGCGCCAUCACGAACCAGGGGCGCACGAGGAUCAAAAGUUGGCCCAAAGAUGGAGCUCAGCUCUAGAGCUUUUUUCACAAAAUCCAGCAACUUUUCCAGUUUUCCCAGUAGCCCUGUCGCGACGUAAGAAAAAGAUCCGCUUUUUCGCUUGCAAAAUGCCUGCGCGCCUUUCACUUCUCCUGGAGGAGCCAGCUUCGGGACCAGAAGCUCGGGAAGCUGCUCCAGCAUCCUUUCAAGAGCGCGGCUUUAUUUGGUUUUUCCCGAAAACCCCAGAUCCGGUAGAAGCCAGACGCCGCCGCCUCCGUUCCAAACUUUUUUUGGCUUUUUCCGGAAUGGCCAAACGCGUACACGGGCGCGGCAGAAGCCUGCUACAAAUGCGGCCUGCCAUGUUUUUCCUUCGGCGCAAAGCCAAAAGCUUUUCGGAGGUUUGCAGACUGGCCAGGCUUGUCGGAAAAGUAAAGACAAGAGGGGCGCGCUCUGCUUGCACCCAGGCGGCUUAGUAUUUUCCCAAAUCAGCUGCGGGGCAGAACCCGUUCGGAAGAAGCUGCAAGGGCCGCUUUUUACUUGUAAGUAGACAGGCCGCUUUGUCCUUACAGCGUAGCUGCUUUCCCUUUUCUUUCGCUCUUCUGCCAGAGAAACCCCAGCCCGAUAGCAGUGAAAGUCGCCUCCUCUGUCUCAGUUACAGAAAAGGCCUGUAGUAUCUGCUUUUCCAAAGGCGGGCAGAUCCUGACCAAGCCAAGCAAGGGCGCCGCUUUCAAACUUCGAGAGAGGAAGCCUGUUAUUGCUUGUUGCUCAAGCCAGAACCGAAAUACUCCAAAGGCGCAGCUUUCCGGAUCCGCAAGAAAGUAGGAAAGCCUGCCAUGCGCCCCGACGGCUAGCGCUGGCCUUUUCUCGAGCAUUUCCAAAAGCAAGUGCCCCAUGCCAUGGCCAAAGGAAACACGUAAACAAGGAAAACAUAAGCAAAGCGGCUGCAACAUUCUCUGGGCUGUUCUCCAAAUCGCUUGCGCUUCGCAUGCUGCUCGCGGCAACCUCAGGCGUGAACAAGCGAAACAAGCCGCGGCCCCGUUGGUUUUUGAAAAACGGCGCGCGGUUUUUCUUUGGGCCAGGCAAGGCGGGAGCCGGAAUUGCCAACCUCCCCAUCAUUUUUCUUUCCUAUCCCCUGAGCGAAAUCUGCUUGCUUUCACCUGGCAGGACCAGCUAGAACUAUCGCACACAGCGACCACGGGCGCCCUUGUUUCUUUUCGGCCCGUCAUCCGAUAAGGGUAGCCGAAAGAAGCUGAAGCAGCUGGCGACGUUCCGAGGUAACCAGCCGGAAAAGAAAGAGCCGGGACGAGAAAUGUGCCCGCUGGUUCACUGAACCGACUGGCCGCCAGCGGGGCGAAAUAAAAAGCCAAAAGCGCAACCAACAAAGGAAAGGCCUGCUCCUUCCUGCCAUUUUGCGGCGGCAGCGGCGCGGCUUGCUGCCUCUCGGCCUUUUCAAGUGUUGUUCUUUUUGCUUUUUCGGCCAAACAGGCUUAUAGCGCAGCACUUUUCUUCGUCCGCGUUGCCUGCCCCUCCUAUUUUCUGUAGCCCAGUUAUUGCCCUCGUGCGUUUCUUUUGCCCACUUAUACCCACCGCCUUGAGCCCUGUUGUUCUAUUUGUAUGCGUAAAUUCCCGCGCCGUUGUGCCUCCACGGCGGCGCGAGUGAGGUAUAGUAUUGCUAAGGUCGGUCGUCGUCGUGGUCCGCUGCUGCUGCUGUUGCACUCAGUACUGGUUGUACUACUUCUCAUUUAUUUUCCUCCACGUGGAGCUCGUCGGCGUGUUAGCACACCUACUCCAAUGAAUUUAUUUCUCGAUCUUCUUGUAUCUUUCAAGGGAGUUGUGUUAUAGAGUGAUAUGAAAUUGAAAUAAUACAAAUAAACUAACAUUUAAACAACAAGAUGCGGCAUACGCAUAUCUACAAUUGAAGAUGUUGAAUGCGCACAGUUCUACUUCCCGGGGUCGGGGGCCAGCUGCUCCUACGCCUGGCUCAUCAUUUGCGCAGUCGUCGAAAAGCGAUCACCACCAGCACCAGGUUCCGGAGGAGGCGAGCAGGACAAGAGCGAAUGCGAAAGGAGGAACUUCUAUAGUACAACCGAAGCACAACUACCUCUCAUCUUCCGAUCGAACAUCACAGCAGCCAUUGAGUUACGCAUUGCAAAUAUUUCUGGGUCUGGAAGGAUGCGAACUUGUGAUGCGCAUUUCACAACACACGCAAAACUCUCACGCAUGGGCAGCAAUAAAAGGUGCCCACUACCACUUCCUGUCACUUAAAAGGGGGAUUUUUUGUCAUGCGACUGUGGCAUUGCGGAAGGUUCUCGAUAUCUGUGAUGCUAGGGCCUCCAUGACAGACCUUUUGCGUCAUGCAAAAACAGCAUGGGAAAAAUCUGCAUUCUUCCAGACCCAGACACAUUUGCAUUGGAUACGAGUAGCACGAGUGCUGCACCCUCCACAACGACGCCGCAGAUUGACCCGUUAGGACAGUUUGUGCAGAGCAUCAAGUCGGGCAUCGCUACCUUGGUGCACAGCGAAGCCGUGCAGAACUUUGUGUCCGUUGCGCAAGACGUGUCCAACACCACCAAUAUCGUGGAUGUGCAACUCGUUCGCGGGUAUGAAGAAGUGCGGAAGGAGUGGCUCUUGGCGGUGCCCAGCAGCACAAGUCACGCACCCAAUGCAGCAGCUGCUGCAGCGCCGACCCUUUUUCUAUUGGGUAAGCAGUACGAAAACGCUCCGGACCAGAAGCAAUGGGAAAACUUCAAGAAGGACUUCAACCGGCUGUACCGGUGCACUUACCGGAAAAACUUUCACAAGCCGCUGGAACGGACCUACACCAAUGAUUCCAUUGUCACCAUCGACACCGACGCCGGGUGGGGCUGCAUGAUCCGUGUGGGGCAGAUGCUUCUGGCGAACUUGCUGAAGCGGCAGCUCUAUCAAAUGUAAAAAUGUCUGGGUCUGGAAGAAUUCAUGUUUGUCAUGCUUGUCUGGCAUGACUCUUACAUCGAUCUGUCAUGCACAUUACCCAAGAGCUCCGUUUUUCUGUGAUGCAGAAGCGCAGUUUAUCAUGCAGAAUAGGCAACACCUAGGAGCUCAGAAACUUGUCAUGCUGAGCCAGCAUCUGUAGCCUCAUCAUGAGACGCCACCCAGCAUUACAAGUUUCCAGACCCAGACACUUUUACUUUUGAUAAGCUCGAGCAAAGGUCGGCCACGGAACAGAAUGUGCGGGAGUCAGUGGAUGCGUUGAAGAUUUUGCGCUUCUUUCUCGACCGACCGGACGCGAAGUUCGGCCUGCAGUCGUUUCUGCUGCUGAAGGACGCUGGCGAUUGGCUUGGGCCGACCAGCAUUGCCACAACCAUCGAGAAAAUGGUGAACCACGAUGGCGUAUGCUUUGCAAAUCUGUCUGGGUUUGUAAGGAUGUAACUUGUGAUGCUGUUUUUGGAUUCUAAAAAUAUCUGUGUUGCAUGAGCAGCAAGAGGAGUCAGUUCUUGGCACGCGGAGAGGGCAUUUCUCCUGCGUAACUAGCAUGAAGUAAGAAGCUCCCAAAAAAUCUGUCAUGCUAACACCAGCAUCACAGACUCCACGGGUGAUGCAAAAUGUGCAUGACAAGCCCCGACUCUUCCAGACCCAGAUAGUAUAUUUGCAGUGCAUAUGGCGGUGGUCCGGGCAGUGCCGGGCACCAGCACCACGCUUUUCUCCACAGCACUCGACCCAUGACGGCGUCCCUGAUGAGCGGCAGUUACGAGAAGAUGGCGGAGUCUUUUGCGGUCUACGUCGAUUACGAUGGGUACAUCUAUUUGGACGAGAUCCGAAGACUUUGUAUGACCCGCUCAAACGUUACAAUCUCAAACGUGACAAUAGAAUCUGGAUUUUGUAGUAUUGCAUGAUGAGCAUGACAGACCCGCACAGCGUUCCACUUUCUGCAAUACAAAUUUCGCUAGAUCUUCUUAGUGCGGUUUGGGACUCCAGAACUUGUCAUGCGCAAUGCUGUGGGAGUCAGUGGGCUAGGUCGUGCACCUUUUGCAUCACAGAUUUCCAUCUUCUAUUGUAACGUUUGAGAUUGUAAUACCUGAGCAGGUUAUACUUUGCCCGGAGCUCUUCUACCAAGGCGCGGUCGACCGUGACAAAAAGGCGGAACAAGAACGGGCGGCACACCGCGGCGAAGUCGUAGACGAGGACGACGGGCAGCACGGCAAAGAAGGCAGUGCUGACAGCAAGAAACCGAAAAUAAACAAGGGGCUGCUCCUGCUUCUUCCGUUUCAACACGGAACCGAGCAGUACAUGCCGGCGAUACAGCAGGCGCAAGUGUCCUACUACCUGAAAAUUCCGUACACGAUGGGCAUCCUUUCGGGGAAGCCGCGGAAUAUUGCAAGGAAAAGUCCCCCCUCCCCAUAUUGAAAACAUGUCGCUUCGAAAAUUUGUGAUGCAGACUUGUGACCACAAAUCCGGUCUGUCUUGCCAGAAGGCAAAUCCAGAGAGUCCGCCACGAUAUGCGGGCGGUUUGUAAUGCUGCAAGGCCUACAGGGCAGACGUCUGCCAUGCUAGGCCCCUACACCAAAAGGACCCCCCUUGGGCUUGCGAUCUGCGUGCAAUGCUUUCCUGCAAGACAGAUGUGAUUUGUGUACACAAAUCCCGCGCCACAGAUUUCCGUUUUGAUAUGGGGAGGGGGGAUUUUUCAUUUUGAUACGGAAGGCGCACUAUUUUGUGGGCUGUCUGAACGAGGACCGACUGCUGUAUCUAGACUAUCCCACAGAAAAAGACAGGCAGGUCAUAUUUGUAAUGCAAAAAUGGAUACGCAAGAAAACCUGUAUUGCGAAUCCAAAACAGCACGCUAUGGGGCCGCCCAUGAGAGAUUUUUCCUGUGUAAUUUAUUUUUGCAUUACAAACAUGCCCUGCCUGCUUUUUUCCCUGGGAUAUAAACCCGCACGUGGUUCAGGAGGCCGCCCUGAACCUGAAACAAAGCUCCGCCGCCGCUUGCAAGAAGCAAAACAGCAUGAUACAAGCAAGCGGCGCAAUAUCAACUUCUUCCCCCUUCGAAAACAACGACACUUGGCCCCGUCGACAGAAGGACAAAACUUUGCUUUCUCACGCGACGUAUGCACUGCAAAAAUGUCUGGGUCUGGAAGGUUGGAACUUGUCAUGCCAAAUCUGAAUCAUGCAAAAAUCUGUGUUGCAUGAUUACCAAAUGCUGUCCACUUUUGAUCAAGUUGAGAGGCCGUUUCUCAUGCAGGAUAGGCAUGAUAGAUAGUGAUCUCACGGAAUCUGUCAUGCUAGGUCCUUCAUUACAGAAGAUCAUAUGGGUCAUGGAAAACCCGCAUGACAAGUCGAGCAAAGUUCCAGACCCAGACACUUUUGCAAUCCAUACGACGUUCCACCCUGCGUCGCGAGCGGCAGGAGGAACUGCAGCGGGUAGUUGUUCUCACGCAGAGCGGAAAAGGAGCUCCUCCUCCAGCGGCGCGACAAGCAGCUCAACUUCGGCGGGGCCGCCGACUACUUCCUGCGCUUUUGCAGCUGGGUCAGUUGUGCCCUCAAAGCUGCCUCCCGGUGGCGGGAGUGGUUGUACUACUAGCCUGCCUAGUACAACGAACCCGGCGGCGCCGAGCACUUCCGUAACUGCCGGGACGAGUGCCUCGAAUUUUUUAUCCGUGUUCCAAAGUUCGGCAACCUCCAUUGCGGCCAAGGGCAGUCGGUUGCUGCGGCAUCUGUCCUCGGAAACCUCGGCUGCGAGCUUGGAGAGCAGCAGCGGUGCAGUACUGUGAGGAAAAAUCCCCCCUCCCCAUACCAACCCGGGACACUUCUGAAAAUUUGUGAUGCUGAUUUGUGACCAAAAAUCGUCUCUGUAUUGCAAGAAGGCAAAUCGAAAAACCCCGCCGCGUAGUUCUGCAGGAAAUCUGUAAUGCUGCAUGGCCUACAGAGGAUGCGACAGCCUUGCUAGGCGCCUACACCAAAACGCCCCUACUCAGGCUCUGCAUCUGCCUGCAGUCCUCUACUGCAAGACAAAGCCGAUUUGAGUACACAAAUUCCGCAGCACAGAUUUCCAUUUCGAUAUGGGGUGGGGGGAUGUUUCCUUUUGAUAUGCAGCAGCUCACCUCGUCCAGAGAAGCUUCACCAAGGAAUCCGCGAGCGUCAGUGCUACCAGUAGGGCCAGUAUCAAACAAAAAAAGUUCGUCACGAUCACUCAUGCGCAUUUUUGCAAUACAAAACUUUCUGUCAUGCGUAAAAAUGCAUCACAGCCGAACUUCAUAGGGGAUUUCCCUAGUGUUUCUGCAAUACAAGAAAAAUUUGUGAUGCUAAACAAACCCUGCAAGUUAGUGACUGUGACAAACUUUUUUCUCUCCAUAGCCAGUGCUGGUGACAUGAGGAAAACAAACGAACCACAAGGGUCUACUAGUGCGACGAACAUCGUGGAAGCGGAACCAAUUCUGGUCGACGAAGACACGUAUCAAAUGCAAAAAUGUCUGGGUCUGGAACAAAGCAACUUGUCAUGCUGUUUUUGGACUCUCAAAAAAUUUGUAUUGCAUGACCAGCAAGAAGAGUCUAGUUUGGGCUACGCGGGGAGGGCAUUUGUCAUGCGGAAUAGGCAUCACGAAGCCCUCAAAAAGUCUGUGAUGCUAGGGCAUGCAUCACAGACAUCAUGGCCCAUGCAAAACGUGCAUGACAAGUCUCAAAAUCUUCCAGUCCCAGACAUUUUUGCAUUUCAUAACACGAGCCCAUUGGCAAGAACCGCCUCGGAGGGCGGAAACGCGGCAGCGUCCUCCGCGAGGCACGGCGGUGGAACAAGUGGGGGGUUCCUCAGUUUGUACAAGAACAGCACGGGGGGAGGUCUAGCAAGCUCGUCAGGUCCUACUUCCCGCGUCGGGCAAGCGCAAGCGCAGGAAGAACUGCAGGCAGCUACACACACUAGCAUGCCGCAAGGGCAAGAACACAGGCAGGAGCUGCGCCAGCAGUUUGUUUCUACCACAUCUUCAUCAAAAGCAAAACCUCCGACGCCCUCGUCCGCUUCAACCUCCUUUCCCGGUUCGUCGCUGCCCACCGUGCGCUCCUUUCAAGUGGAGGUGGAGAGGCACCUCCACGUUUUACCGCUGACGGAGAUGAACAGCAGCCUCUGUUUACGCAUUGCAAAUAUGUCUGGGUCUGGAAGGGUGUAACUUGUGAUGCUGCGUCUGGAUUCCAAAAAAAACUGUAUUGCAUGAGCAGCAAGGGGAAUGCAAUUUUUGCUACGCGGAGAGGGCAUUUUGUCAUGCGGAAUAGGCAUCAAGAAGCCGUCAAAAAAUCUGUGAUGCUAGGGCGUGCAUCACAGACGUCGCGGCUCAUACAGAACGUGCAUGACAAGUCUCAGAAUCUUCCAGACCCAGACACUUUUGCAACCCAUACUGUUUGACUUUUUUCGUGCAAAGCGAGGCGGAGCUGAUGGACUUGUGUGAGAAUUGGCUCGGCGGGGAUGGCGCUGGAACGAACAGCGAUUACAACGACCCCCAUCUUCAUCAACAGCAAAGGAUGUUGAAUAAAAACUCAUGGGUCACGGUGGAGAAAAAAAAGCCCGAGGGUUUGACGCAGCUGAUGAAAACCUCGCACAACUCUUUCAUGCUGGACUCCCAGCACUCGUCCAUGCUGUCGAGCCAACAAACCAUGUCUGACUCCUUUCUGGAUGACGACCGCAGCCGGUCGCGGACCCACGGACUGAUGAGCGCGGGCGGAAACAACUUCGAUAUGAAAGCGAGCUGGGGCGGGUCCAGCGUCCAGUCCGUGGAGCAAUCGCCCGCUGCGGGAGGCGGGUCUUCGUCCUUCCACGAAAUACACAGUCACAACCUGUAUGCAGUGAAAAAAGUCGUGCUACAGUUACACGUUGAAGAGCUGCAGGCCAAGCAAGAGAGACAACCUCUGUCAUGCCGGAUAGGUGGCAUAGGAGCCUUGUUUUUCCAUCAGUAAUACGUGUUUUCCCUUAGUAGAACUUGCAUUGCAAGUUUUCUCUCUCAGGCACAGAAAAGUUGUGAUGCUGAAACUCUAGCAGAUGUGUAACUGUAACACACUUUUUUUUCUGGAUAGUACGAGUAACGGUUUCACGAGUAUCGGAACAUCAGCAGGAGUUACCGGCGCGGUAGAAAAGCUUUCUUUAUUGGGGUCGAAAGAGGAAAAAUCUGCGUAUUUGCAGCAGCACCAAGGGAACGGCAAUCGCAGCAGUUCCAGCAGUGGAUCCAAUUUGUCGGUCAAGUUGGUGGUCGAGGAAGAGUCCUUUGCGAAUCACAGCCAUGUGGGCACUAGUAGUGGUGGUACAUCAACUACUAGGGUAGAAGCGGUAGACCCUUCUUCAUCAGGCGGUGCGACUACACCUGGGAUGAUUGGUCAUCAAUCUCUUCUACACGGCGCACCAAAUCAGGAUCGGAAGAAAAAGAAACGCGCUUUGACGCGUGAAGGCGCGAUUUUGGAGACGUUCGAAGUGUUGUCGCCGAGCAUCGUGUAUGCACUGCAAAUAUGUCUGGAUCUGGAAACCCAAACCUGCGAUGCUUAAUUGAGCAUGGUUGAAGCGCUUGCAAUGGCAGCCAAGCAUGGUAAGUUUUUGAGACGCCUGCUGAUGCCUAGCACGCAUCACAAAUUGCGUUUUUGCAUGACAAAGGAAGCUCCUCUUUUGCUGCUUAUACAAAAGAGAUUUUCCAGGAAUGCAAGACACGCGUCACAAGUUCCACUGUUCCAGAGGACCCAGACAUAUUUGUAUUUGAUAUCGUGUCCGGUGCCAGUAGCACCCGGGGGGCCGCAGCAGCGGCCAGGAGUGGCAACAACUACAACCGGGCGGCCGCCGCCCCGAACAAUCGCAGUUAUAGUAUUAAUGCAGGCGGGACCACCUUCGCGGGGGCUCCGGCUCCGCCUCCGGCCGGGUUUAGCAACGUCGUGCCUGCAGCUGCGCGGGGGGGAACAACCGGCUCAAGUACAACUUCUAGUUGUCCACCUGGAGGAGCUGAAGGAGAACAAGGUCCGUCCUCCUCCGGCGCCAACAAUGUGAUGCUUGCGAACAAUGCUCAUCUGCAAGGACAUAGCCAGACCAAUAAUACAACAAAUGGCGGAGGUGGGGGCCCAACAGCCGGGCGUGGGCAACAUCUACCGCCGGCGCCCACUGCGAGCAACCUGAUCCGCGUAAACCCCCCGGCGACGGCACUGCAGAAGGCAACCGCGAAAUCGCAGCCGUCCUCGCCCAGCAGAAUGAUACACAAGCGCAGCCACAACGAUUUGCAAACGCAGCUCGAGAAAUCGCUGCAGCAGCGGAAGUAUUCAUUGCAAAAGUAUAUUGCACCAGUACAAGUUGCGUCACAAAUAUAUGAUUUUGGCAGGAAGAAGAGUGGAAUCUCAAUCUGUGAUGCUGGUGCAGGUUAGGAGAAAGAUUUGUCUUGCGUGACUGCAAUUAUACGAGUACGAUGCUUCUGCAUUUGAUACAAGCCUGAGUAAGGACGACGACUCGCUGGUGGUGAUUGCGAAAAACAACCAAGUUCACCGGUUAGACAACAGUACGGAGGAGAUGAUUGGGAUGAUAUCCCCCGUCGUGAGUCCGCCGUUCGUGAAGGUAGAUCUGCCUACUUUGCAAGAGCCUGUGAUGCCCGGGUCUGCCGAAGACGACUUUGAGUCCGUGGACAUCAUAUGCAUUGCAAAUAUGUCUGGGUCUGGAAGGUUAGAACUUGUGAUGCUCACUUUGGAUUCUGAAAAAAUCUGUAUUGCAUGACCAGCAAGAGGAGCCCAGUUUGUGCUACGCGGGGAGGUCAUUUGUCAUGCGGGAUAGGCAUCAGGAAGGCCUCUAAAAAUAUGUGAUGCAAGAUCAUGCUUUACACACGUCCUGCUGAGUCAUGCAAAAUAUGCAUGACAAACCUGGUAACCUUCCAGACCCAGACGUUUUUGCAAUUGAAACAUCAUCGGUGAUUCCGCGCACGAGUUCGCUUUGACGGGCUUUUCGCCCGUUGGCAGCUCCCCGGAGGAUGAUAUGAAUGGUGUCGGAGGAGGAGGGGGGACCACUAGGGCUUUGUCGUCGAACCAUGUAGUAGAUGUUGCAGCUGCGGCGAGCGGUAGUAAAAAGACCAUCGCGCCGCUGUCCUUAGAAAUUAUACCAAGAUCCUCUUCAGCUGCGGCCCGCGCGAGCUCGCAAGAGUGGGAUUUGCUGGAGAGCAAGACCCCAACGGGGUUGCAACUGGUGGACCACGAGGACAUGCAUCUUGGGACGGCGGCGAGACCUACCGGCGCAUCUGCAGCCGGUGUUAGUAUCAACAAUGCGAGUGGUCGAGGAACCACGACCUCCAAGGCCGCAUUGCAGUUUCGCAACUCGCGGUCCGAGAUUAUCGCGCGAGACGCGGGGAUUAACAGUGCGGGGGCGGUGCUAAGUUUGGAAGAGCAUGUAGAGAUUCUGGAGGAGGACGGGUGAGCAGCGGCACAGAAAUAUAAACAUGUUGGCUAUUGUUUGACCACAAAUGUCAAAGCCGCGCAGAGGUGAUGAAGAUUACUAGAGUUGUCCACCUGGUCCUGGUAGGUUGUCAGCUCGACGUCCAGGAGGGAAACGGUAGAAAUACGUAAGUAGGACCGUGCUGUCGUGAAUUUUCAAAGAUGUUGAUGUAGUUACUUUUUUGUGUAGAAGCAGGAGCACGGUCGUGAAGAUGGUCGCACGAAGCACAUUUCCACAGGCCGCUCCUAUUAUUGCUGCGUCGGUCUAAUAUCAAACUGCUGUAUGCAAGAAAAUAGCACCAGCUGGGGUGCAGCUGACCACUCAGUGUCGUGUGAAAUACUUCUAAAAUAUGCAGAUUUAUUUUCCACUUGUAACUUUUUUUGUUGAUCGUUCCGCUUGAUUUUAUCGAAGCGGCUUUGAUGAAUUCUUCUCUACGAUCUUUUUCCACGAGGGCAUGCGCAGGUGCCUGCAGGGUGCUGACGAAAGAACAUCAAGAAAGAGACCCUGCUUCUGAAGAAGAUGCAACCGAGGACACCAGAGCACGUUAAUUUCUUUACUCCUGGAUCAUGCCCCGGUUUUGAUGAAUUCUCAUUUAAAACUCCGAUUGAAAUUAAGAU